Dufourea novaeangliae is the source of this 1277-nucleotide messenger RNA. RefSeq names its product ATP synthase subunit gamma, mitochondrial (gene ATPsyngamma). Lineage: Eukaryota; Metazoa; Arthropoda; Insecta; Hymenoptera; Halictidae. Gene Ontology annotation, molecular function: proton-transporting ATP synthase activity, rotational mechanism. The record is from RefSeq and is a predicted model, not a curated record. Gene Ontology annotation, biological process: proton motive force-driven ATP synthesis. The transcript has 3 exons. Bases 90 to 986 code for a protein of 298 amino acids.
CCCGUGAUCAUCCCCUGUCGCACUCACCACGGCUUCUUCAAUUUUUCUCUCAUUGUUCUGAGUUGUGCGGGACAUAAUCCAACAUCAAAAUGUUCUCCAAUCAUAUGACAACAAUUGUGCGACUUGCUGCACAACAGCAGCAGCAGCAACAACAACGUGGUAUGGCGACUCUUAAAGCCAUCUCCAUAAGAUUGAAGUCUGUAAAAAAUAUUCAAAAGAUUACACAAUCAAUGAAAAUGGUGUCCGCUGCUAAAUAUAAUAAAGCAGAACGUGAUUUAAAGCAAGCUCGUCCACUUGGUGUUGGUACAAAACAAUUUUAUGAACAAGCAGAGAUUCAGGCACCAGCAGACGCUCCGAAGAAGCUUGUCAUAGCUGUAACAAGUGAUCGUGGUUUGUGUGGUGCUGUACACACUGGAGUCUCUCGUAAUAUUAGGGACGUUCUAUUAGCAGAUGCCAAUGAACGUGAAAAUACAAAAAUUGUGUGCAUUGGUGAAAAAUCGAGAGCAAUUUUGUCCCGUUUAUUUGCUAAUAACAUACUGUUUGUUGCAUCCGAGGUUGGUCGUAAACCACCUACAUUUAAUGAUGCUGCUAAGGUGGCAACUGAAGUUAUGAACAGUGGUUACAGCUUUGGUGCAGGACGAAUUGUUUACAAUCGAUUUAAGUCGGUAGUAUCAUAUGCUGUUGACCAACUACCUCUGUUUGAUAAGAAUGCAGUUAUCACAGCGCCUAAGUUGUCUAUAUAUGAUUCCCUUGAUGAAGAAGUAAUUCAAAGUUAUCUAGAAUUCUCUCUCGCUUCUUUGUUGUUCUAUUCCAUGAAGGAAGGCGCCUGCAGUGAACAGUCCAGUCGUAUGACAGCCAUGGACAAUGCCAGCAAGAAUGCAGGAGAAAUGAUAGAUAAAUUGACUCUAACAUUUAACCGUACUCGACAAGCUGUAAUUACUAGGGAACUGAUUGAAAUUAUUUCUGGUGCUGCUGCAUUGGAUUAAAAAAUGUAUAAAAUUUUUAAUAAAGUUAAUACACGAUAGUUAUGGAAUGUAGAUCAGAUGGACGCUGUCAUGUUGAGGUCGGCUGUAUGAUCGUUCUGAAGAACAACCUCGAAAUUAUGGUGGAACAGAUGUGCUGCAAACAAUUGAAUGUUUGAAAGCGCAGCAAUAUUUAUAAAUUCAGAUACAAAAUAAACCAUUGAAACACUACAGAGAUGCUGUAUUUGUUAAAGUUCUGGUUAAAACUGCCAAAUGAAAUAAAUGAUUCUGUUAACUUUUAGUUUUGCAUUUGUU